Messenger RNA from Musca domestica (house fly), 1032 nucleotides. RefSeq names its product aquaporin. The record is from RefSeq and is a predicted model, not a curated record. NCBI's taxonomy places the organism in Eukaryota, Metazoa, Arthropoda, Insecta, Diptera, Muscidae. Gene Ontology annotation, biological process: transmembrane transport. Gene Ontology annotation, cellular component: plasma membrane. The transcript has a single exon. Gene Ontology annotation, molecular function: water channel activity. Bases 87 to 890 code for a protein of 267 amino acids.
UUAAUGAUGCAAUUCAUUCCCACAGUGUCAACUAUUGGUGUUUGUCGUCGUUUGUUCCUCAUCCAUUUUGUUCAUACAAUUUCAAUAUGUCUACCCCAGCGCCAAAAUAUUCUUUUGGAUUUGAAGAAUUGCAAUCGAAAGAUCAUCGCCUAUGGAAAUCAAUAUUGGCAGAAUUUGUGGGAAACUUCAUUUUGAAUUUCUUUGCCAUUGGCGCGUGUACACAACCUGAGGAUGGAACAUUUAAAGCUUUUUCGUUUGGCUUUAGCAUUUUUAUGGCCAUAACAAUUGUGGGUCAUCUAAGUGGUGGACACAUAAAUCCGGCGGUUACGAUUGCAAUGGCCCUGGCUGGUCGCAUAAGUCUCAUCCGUAUGGUUAUGUAUAUUGUGGCUCAGUGUAUGGGAUCGGCAGCUGGUACGUGCGUGCUUAAGCAACUAUUGGACGAAGCAUAUCACAAUGGCUUGGGUCACACCUCUCUGGCCGAAAACAUCACCGAGCUUCAAGGUAUGGGCAUAGAAUUCGUACUUGGAUUACUGUUGGUUCUAACCGUUUUUGGAGCUUGUGACCCUGGCAAACCGGACAAUAGAUUUAUUGCACCCUUCAGUAUUGGUAUGGCAGUAACGCUGGGUCAUUUGGGUACAAUACGUUAUACAGGAACUGGAAUGAAUCCAGCCCGAGCAUUUGGUACGGCUUUUGCAACAGAUCGUUGGGAAUCGCAUUGGGUCUAUUGGGCUGGACCGAUAUUGGGUGGCAUUGUUGCGUGUAUGAUUUAUUCACAGUUUUUCGAGAAACCCAUGCCGACACCAAAGCCAAUCGAGGCAUCUGAUAAGUAUCGCAUUCAUGCCUAUGAACGUGAAAUGAAAAAGUUGGAAAUUGGCAGAGAUUUUUCUUAAAUUGUUGGGAUCUCUUGUAUAUAAUAUAUAUUUUUUGUAUUAUUUGUAAGAAAAUUAUGAUUUUGUAAUAUUUUGUUUGUAUAAAUUGUAAUAUUUUUAAUUAUGUAAAUAACUAUAUUGUUUAUAAAUCUCGUAAAAAUAA